This is a messenger RNA of Adineta steineri, 921 nucleotides long. The record is from the annotation of a GenBank genome assembly. Lineage: Eukaryota; Metazoa; Rotifera; Eurotatoria; Adinetida; Adinetidae.
AUGGAAUAUAAUAAAUUAAAUGGAUGGACCAUUGUCCUAUUGAUUAUUAGCAUCGGUGGUAUUCAAGCACAUAUAUCAGAAGACGAGACUACAACAGUUGAAAGAUCAUCAAAGAAGAAUGUCUAUGCAUUGAUUAUGAUUGAUGUUCAAUAUUGUUUUAUAAAUGGUUCAUUAGCAUUAUCGAAUGGUCCUGCUGGUCAAGAUGGUGCUGAAGUAAUUCCUGUUAUCAACGAAUUAAUUGAUAAAGUUCCAUUCGAUGUUUUUGCUUACUCAUUGGAUUGGCAUCCAGCAAAUCAUAUAUCAUUCUUUGAAAACCUUGAAUCUCGAAAGGACUAUGUAUUAGGUAGUGACCACGAGAAAUAUCAAAUGUUUGAUGCAGUUACUUAUACAGGUCCAGGAUCAGAAACAACACAAAUUUUAUGGCCUGCACAUUGUAUUCAAGAUACAGACGAAGCUAAACUACAUAAAGAUCUUAUUCGUUUACCAGCAGGAGACAAUGUUGUCUAUAUAAAUAAAGGUAGAAAUCCAAAUAUAGACAGUUAUUCAGCAUUUCUUGAUAAUGAUAAAAUUGAGAAAACACCAUUGGAUAAUGAAUUAAAAGCACGAAAUGUAACACAUGUAUUUGUUACUGGUUUAGCACUCGAUUAUUGUGUUGGAUCAACAGCAAUUGAUGCUAGUAAUUUCGGUUAUAAAACAUAUGUUAUUGAAGAUGCAUGUCGUGGUGUUGAUGAUAUUGCAAUUGAAGCAAAAUUAAAUCAGUUAGAACAAAAUGGAGUAGAACUUAUAAAUUCACAUCAAGUUGAACAGAUUAUCAACAGUUUGAAUUCUCAGCAAAACGUCAUCGAUACUUGCUCAUCUAAUAAACGUUAUGAUAUUACUGACGAAAAUCAAGAUGAUAUAAAUAUCAAUAGUUGUCAAUAA